Messenger RNA from Wasmannia auropunctata (little fire ant), 304 nucleotides. RefSeq lists its product as uncharacterized. The transcript has a single exon. Lineage: Eukaryota; Metazoa; Arthropoda; Insecta; Hymenoptera; Formicidae. The annotation marks the transcript as partial. The record is from RefSeq and is a predicted model, not a curated record.
AUGAAUAUACAGAAGUGUACUGGAGCAGCAAUCACUGCUCUAGGCGCAGCGAUUUCAAUGAUAUUGGAGAAUCCAGAAGACGGAUUAGAUCAAGAGAAAUUUUCUGAUCAUCUGAGCCAUGUUGGACAAUUAUUGACAGACAUUUUCCAUCAACAGUCAGUCGCAAGAAAGUCCUUCAUCACUCCUCUAUUAAAUAAAUCGCUUAAACCAACGUUAGAUACAACUAUUUCGGACGAAUGGUUGUAUUCAGAAAAAUUUAGAGAACUGGUUAAAGAAGCAAAGACAAUAGAAAAAGCGAUAACAG